AUUCUGCUCAGUUGACUUCUCUCUUUCGGGCCGAUCGAACCGGGUGAAAAACCGUGCGUGCGUUGGCAGUGCCGUUCUCGGUGGGAUCGUCUUGGCCUUUUUUUUGUGGUGUGAAGGGAGAAAAUUAGUUGGAGUGCCACAUUCGAAGUACAACAGUAGUGCUUAGAAGCAUGAUUUUGAAUUGGAUAGGUAGAAUUUGAAGAAGACGCAGCAAAUUUCGAUCCCAUCCAUGUUGGGCAAGUGUGAAACGAGGCUAAAAAAGUUGCUGUUCAUAUAAAUUUAGAAUCGGUAACACAGUACGGCGAUGUGAAUGCAGUACACGCCAGCCGCCAGUGUGAAUGUUAAUUAACUUUGUGAAUGCGUUUGUUUGGCGAAAGGAUAUUGUGGUGAAAACAGAUAAUAAACGAACAGCUGAACAGAAGCUGUUAAUUCGAUGUGUUUAACGAUUUGGUAAAGUCACCGUAAAAUUCGUGAUCAGAUUCGCUAUUCAACUGCAUCGGGGAAAAGCAAUAACUCAAGCCGAAAAUUCCGUAAUUGCUAGGAAAAUAGCUGCAGUGUUACUGUAUGUGCCCGUGGGGUAAUAAAUUCCGCUGAGCAAAUAAUCGCACUACAAGUGAAACAUUCGGCGAAACCGACUGACGAAUAUUUGCUUAUUUUUCGACGAAAGGAAAAACCGGGCCGCAGUUUUCUCGGGAAUCCGUCCGAUGGGUGUGUAGGAGUGCGAUCGGCUGUGCGAUUCGACGACAUAUCGAGUUGAACAUUUUCCGAACAAUAAUCAGGAAUAGAGUCGCGGCUUUCAAUGGAAGGCGCUAGGUGAAUUGAGUGGCAGACAGGAGCAAAUUUCGGUCACCGAAGGUGCGAUCGAAGUGGAAGGCGAGUAGAGUGGAAAUUGUUGGCUCGCUCGCAACCCGACUUGAGUCACGGGGGCACCGCGAACAGGGUGACAGAUUGGUGGCACCGGCGAGUUCAUUCAAAAUCUACUGAACUACAAAUGAAACAAUGGCAGGACACGGUUCGACGGCAUCCGGGCGGAAAACCAGCGGCAACAUUCACAAGAUUCGGGAGUUCGAGCUGGACAAGGUCACCCUCUCCGACGAGUUCGACAUCCUGCAGAUCGUCGGCGAGGGAUGGUUCGGCAAGAUCCUGCUUGUCGAGCAUCGGGCCACCGACACGGAGAUGGUGCUGAAGCUGCUGCCGAAACCGUUCGUAUCGCUGACGGACUUCUACAAGGAGUUUCACUUCAGCCUGCAUCUGGGCUAUCACAAAAAUAUCGUAACCACGUACGAUGUGGCCUUCGAAACGGCCGGCUUCUACGUGUUUACGCAGGAAUAUGCGCCACUGGGUGAUUUAACAUCCAAUGUGUCGGACAGCGGAAUCGGAGAGUUACACACGAAACGAGUCGCUCGGCAGCUGGCUUCUGCUAUCGACUACAUGCAUCAGAAAGAACUCAUCCAUCGCGACGUCAAACUAGACAACGUGCUUGUGUUCCGGUCCGACUUUGCCCGCAUCAAGCUGUGCGAUUUCGGUGAAUCCCGCCGCAUUGGCGAGGAAGUGCUUCGGCGGAACGAGUGGCUACCGUACAGCCCGCCGGAGGUGCUGACGGUAAAAACUGACGAUAAGUACAAGACUGAUACUGCACACGAUGUGUGGCAAUUUGGUAUUGUAUGCUUUGUAUGCUUGACCGGAUGUCUGCCCUGGCAGAAGGCUUCUGCAGAUGAUCCUCGUUUUUACAGAUACCAACAAUGGCACAAUGCAACACUGACAUUUCCAAUGAAACGAUGCCCGAAACUAUUCAAACUGCUAUCAGCGAGGGCUUGCAAGAUUUUCAAGAAAUUUCUCGAUCCCCGGCCGGAACGACGGUUGAAGACGCUGAGCGAUGUGCAGAAAUAUCUGGACGACAGAUGGCUCGCGAAGAGUGCCGAAAAAGAAAUGGCCGACAACGAACCGGAUGAACUGUGUCCUUCCAUGUAUUCCUUCCACAGCAGCGUAGAGGAGAAGAACCGCCUGCUGUCUACGCUGGCUCAGUGUGGUAUCGAAACCACCGUCGAUCGUAUCGAAAAGAAGAACAGGAUUCGCGACUGGAUCCAAUCGUCGGUAAUCGUGGAGGAGGAAGAGGAGGAUGACUCGGGAUCAGCUACUCCAACUUCCACUGCUUCAAGAACUGCAAUUCCAGGCCACGUUUCAUCGGUAGCAGCCAUGGAGCGAGCCGAGAAGAAAAUCAACACCACCGUCAAGGAUGCUUCCCAGAAACACAUUGAUCCCAGGACCGGGGACAUACAGCUGAGUCCGAGUGAGAUGGGAUCGGCUCCAGUGAAUCAGAUGGAAAAGUUGAAAAAUGAUCGUAACAAUAACCAAAAGGCAACUAACAAAGCUCAAGCAUCCAACGGAAGCAAUUUUAACUCGACACGAUUUUAUGACACGACAGUACCGAUCAAUCCACUGACUUCGAGCAGUGGUGUCCCCAUGGCACAAAGCUUGAUGAAGGCAUUUAAUUCGAUAGCGGCAGUUACGGUUCCAGAAGUUAACGGUCGUAACAAUGGCCCAUCAUCAAGAACCCCGCAGGAAGCCACCGUUCGAGACAGUGGCUACGGUGGCUCCGUUGAUAGCAGUUGGAAGGGUACCGGAGUGACAAUGCGGUCACCUGUGCUACCGAAGCGGUCCGCCAUGAUCAAAUCGGACAACACCAUCCACCGAGAAGACGAUGAACCGGAAGAGGUUGAUCGAGAAUUUUCCAACGAUUUCGAAGACCUCGAGCUGGAACGAGACUCUAAGAACAUGUCCAAUGGAAAACAUACGACCAAAGAUAGUCCGUACGAUAAGUUCUUUUUUCGAAGGAAGUAAUCCUCCACAUAAAAACCUGUUUAGUAUAUAAUAGAUGGAGUCGACAGUCGGCUCUAGUUUACUCGCGCGCACCGUUUGACAGCACCUCGUUUUAUUUAUGUACUUGUAUUGUCUAUUAAGUCUCUAUAUGCAAACCAUAACCAAAGAAGACAUUUGGAUAGUGUUCUCGAUUUUGAAUGCAGCAAAACGCACCAAUGUUCGUUGUAUGUCGACUGGCUUUUCUUCACUCCAUUCUUCGGCACUUUUUGGUCGCACACGCAAAUGAUUGACUGUUACUGUUAAACAACUGUGUUUAGAAACGGAUAGAAGCGCUAUUAUUAGCGAGAGUUUAGUGGCGGUUUGGAAAUCGGAAAAUCAUACCAUCCAAAAUGGAUGGUGUGAGAAAUUAAAUUUGUAAACUAUAAAUGAAAUUUGGGAUCAAUAAAUCGAUAGAAAUAA
Wyeomyia smithii (pitcher-plant mosquito) is the source of this 3279-nucleotide messenger RNA. Its product is annotated as serine/threonine-protein kinase meng-po. The transcript has 6 exons. Lineage: Eukaryota; Metazoa; Arthropoda; Insecta; Diptera; Culicidae. Bases 1000 to 2841 code for a protein of 613 amino acids. Gene Ontology annotation, biological process: peptidyl-threonine phosphorylation; peptidyl-serine phosphorylation. The record is from RefSeq and is a predicted model, not a curated record. Gene Ontology annotation, molecular function: protein serine/threonine kinase activity; ATP binding.